AUGUUUAGGACAGCCGUAAGGGUGACAUCAGAUGUCCAGGAGCGGAUCGAUGCGAUCAACCUAGCGCAACGCAUCGCGAAUUCUAACGGUUACAUUGGUAAUGUAGCACGUAGGCCAGAUCUUGGUGCGCAGCAAGAAUAUGCCACAAGGGUUGAGUCGAAUAAGAUCAAUUUCUGCCUGCCCUUCAUAAGCGACGACCUGAGUAAAGCUAUACGGGCUAGUCUGGUGAAAUGCGGUCUCGAGGACCAAGUGAGAGUUGUGGAAAUACCUCCAACAAAUCUCAAAAAACAACUAGUUCGAAACAGAAUGUACGACCGCUUCUGUCUCACUCCAGACUGUGUAAUAUGCCCAUUCGGGAAGGAAGGGGACUGCAUGGUCUCUGGUGUAGUCUAUCUAAUUUCGUGCAAAACAUGUGGGGACCAAUACAUUGGCGAAACAGGGCGCCCCCUUUGUAUUCGCAUUAAAGAACAUCUAAGGGGGAUGAAACAAUCGAAUGCAGCAACUCCCCUCGGAGUUCACCGCAGACAAUGCCAUGAAAACGUUCCUUUCUGUGUAGCUGUCACAAUUCUAUCGUACGAACCCGAAAUUAUAGCUCGCAGAACUUUAAAAGCGUUUUGGAUAAAUGCAAAAGGUCCAAAAAUGAAUAGAAAGGAAGAGUGCUUAGCCGUGACCAACGAGCUGGCUCUGUAUCAAGACCUUUGCGGAACACGUUGCCACGGCCCAAGCGGAUUGAUACGCAGGGUAUUUUGUCCUUUGUGCUUUUUAUAUGCGAUUGGGCAUACCAAUAAGUCAUUCUUAAGACAUGUGAUAAGUAAGGUUUGUAAGACGACGAUACUGCAUUUUUAA
Necator americanus (New World hookworm) is the source of this 846-nucleotide messenger RNA. RefSeq lists its product as uncharacterized. Bases 1 to 846 code for a protein of 281 amino acids. NCBI's taxonomy places the organism in Eukaryota, Metazoa, Nematoda, Chromadorea, Rhabditida, Ancylostomatidae. The record is from RefSeq and is a predicted model, not a curated record. The transcript is spliced from 3 exons.